AAAAUAAAAGAGGGAACGUAUUCAUCCAUCGCCAACAGCUUAUUCAUCUGGAAUAAAAAGAAGCUGUCCCUUUUCCCAAACUGCACAGGAGUCAGUAGGACGUGUCAAUGGGGCAGUUAAAAUCCAAGCAUGGUGGGUUGGACCCAGUUGUUGUCCCCAAUGUCCACUUCUCAACCAAUGAUGAAGGACCUCCCACGUAUUCCCAUGGUCUUCCUUCAACCGUCAUCUCAGAUGUCGAGUCAAGUGCAUUGGAAGGUGGCUCAAAGGCGGGGCUACAGAGAUUUUCCGCCUACAGCACGUUAGACAUGGUGCCACAGCAGGGUCAUUAUGCCAAAACAAUUAUGCAAAAGAAUCUGAGGAGCCGACCAUCUCUUGAGGCUCUCCGCAAGGCAUUUAAGGAGGCGGAUGCGGAAAUAGAGGUCCCAACCACAGACUCAGGAGAUAGCAGUCUGCCAGACAGUGGAACUGAAGAGUUAAAAGCUCCACAGGCUCCUGUUAGAUUUGGCUGGAUUUUUGGAGUCCUGAUACGUACCAUGCUCAAUAUUUGGGGAGUCAUCCUCUUUCUGCGGCUAACGUUGAUCACUUCUCAGGCAGGCAUUGUGUUGACCUGGGUUAUCAUCCUGAUCUCUGUUGCGAUUACCACAAUAACUGGCCUUGCCAUCUCUGCCAUCGCCACCAACGGGAAGGUACUCUCAGGUGGGCCGUAUUUCCUGAUGUCCCGCUCUCUGGGUCCUGAAGUUGGUGCCCCAAUUGGGGUAAUCUUUUCCUUCGCCAACUCUCAGGCCAGUGCGCUUAACGCCGUUGGCUUUGCAGAGGUGGUCCAGCAACUGCUGCAGGCGUCUGGUAUCAUCAUGGUCGAUCGAUUGAAUGACAUCCGUAUCGUGGGCGUGAUUACACUUGUUUUUCUUCUCCUCAUUUCAUUGGCUGGAAUGGAGUGGGAGACCAAGGCCCAGGUUGUUUUCUUUAUAGCUCUCAUGUCCUCAUUUGCCAACUACUUGGUGGGAACAAUCAUCCCACCCUCUAUAGAGAAACAGUCCAAAGGCAUCUUUGGAUACAACAGUAAGAUCUUCAUAGCGAAUCUGGCCCCAAAUUGGAGAGGACCUGAUGGCAACUUUUUCCAGAUGUUUGGCCUUUUCUUCCCUGCUGUCUCCGGCAUCCUGUAUGGAGUUAACAUCUGUGGAGACCUCAAAGACCCUAAUGUUGCUGUCCCCAAAGGCACCUUACUGGCUAUUUUCUGGACUACAAUCUCCUAUCUAGCUAUUUCUAUAACUGCUGCAUCGUGUGUGGUGCAGGAUGCCUCCGGUAAUAUAACUGACAUUAUGACUGCAAAUAUGACUGGUGACUGUCUGGGUCAGGGAUGUCAGUUCGGCUGGAACUUCACAGAGUGCAUCGUGUCACAGUCUUGUCAUGAUGGUCUGGCCAACACUCAAGAGGUAAUGGGCCAACUAUCAGCUUGGUACUACCUCGUCAACGUUGGUUCCUUUGCAGCCACCUUGUCGUCUUCCCUUGGCUACCUCGUCUCCGCUCCUAAAAUAUUUCAGUGUCUGUGCAGAGACAACAUAUACCCAUACAUUGGAGUCUUUGGCAAGGGCUAUGGGAAAAAUGAUGAGCCACUCCGGGCCUAUUUGCUGUCCUUCAUCAUUGCUGUGGCCUUUACUCUCAUUGGUGACCUGAACAUCAUUGCAAUGUUGAACUCAAGCUUAUUCAUGGCUGUCUACACCAUCAUCAACUUUAGCUGCUUUCACGCUUCAUUCACAAACUCUCCAGGUUGGAGGCCGCAGUUUAUUUACUACGAUAAAUGGGUAUCUUUAUUCGGAGCAGUGGUCUCUUUUGUCCUGAUGUUCAUAUUUAGCUGGUGGGCUGGUCUUGUCACUCUGAUCAUCUUCAUCCUCCUGUGGCUAUACAUCUACUAUAAGAAGCCAAACCUGAACUGGGGUACAUCAAUCCAGGCCGGUUCAUACAACAUUGCUCUGUCAGCCUCUGUUGCACUAGCUUGUGUAGAGGAUCAUGUCAAAAACUUUAGACCACAAUGUUUAGUCCUGACUGGGCCACCAACCCAGCGACCAGCCCUGGUGGACUUCGUUAACUCCUUUACCAAACACGCAAGCCUCAUGAUCUGCGGAGACAUAAUCAUGGACAAGAAGACUCGGCCACAGGAGGCCACAGAUCGGUUGGUAAAGUGGAUGAACAAGAGGAAGGUGCACUCCUUUUAUUCUCCUUUCCCUGCUGGCAGCCUCAGAGUUGGAGCUCGGAACUUGCUACAGGCUUCUGGUCUUGGCAAGCUGAAGCCCAACACUCUGGUCCUGGGCUUCAAGUCAGACUGGGAGGACAGUUCUCCUGAAAGCAUUGAAGAUUAUGUCAACACAAUAAAUGAUACCUUCGACUCCAACUACUGUCUCUGUAUCUUGAGGAUGAUGGACGGACUGGAUGUGUCUGACCAGUUUAAUUUUGAAGUGAACCAGGCGUUUGAGCCUGAUGAAUCUGCUGAAAAACGGGACCAGCAAUCUUCUGAGGGGGAACCCACUGACGAUGUGACCGUUAAAGGCGAUAGUAAUGAGACAGUGUUUCAGGAUGAUCAGGGGAAGAAAACCAUCGACAUCUACUGGAUAGCAGACGAUGGAGGUCUGACUCUGCUGGUGCCUUACCUGAUCUCCAGGAGGAAACGCUGGAGCCGAUGUAGAGUCAGAGUUUUCAUCGUAGGAGAGCAACUAAACAAGGAGGAAAGCCGCAAAGAGAUGCUUGCUCUUCUGAAACGGUUUCGUUUGGAUUUUAAAGACGUUAGAGUCCUGACAGACUGCGAGAGGCGUCCACAGACCAAGAACCUUGAUAGGUUUUUCGACAGUGUUGCCCCCUUCAGGCUGUAUGAUGAACCGCAGGAAGGUGUCUCAGUGGCUCAAAAUGUCCCAUGGAAAAUAUCGGACAGAGAGUUUGAGGCCUUCAAACUUAAGUCUGAGACAAAAGUGAGACUAAAUGAAAUCAUCCGAAAGAAUUCAAAACGGGCUGCUCUCGUGUUUGUGAGCCUUCCAGUGCCACACAGCGACUGCACCAGUGCUCUGUACAUGGCCUGGCUGGACACUCUGACCUAUGGCCUCCACUGCCCUGUGGUGCUGAUACGAGGAAACCAGGAGAACGUGCUCACUUUCUACUGCCAGUGAAUCAAUAAGUGGUCU
Messenger RNA from Etheostoma cragini (Arkansas darter), 3170 nucleotides. Its product is annotated as solute carrier family 12 member 3-like. NCBI's taxonomy places the organism in Eukaryota, Metazoa, Chordata, Actinopteri, Perciformes, Percidae. Gene Ontology annotation, molecular function: sodium:potassium:chloride symporter activity. The coding region runs from base 108 to 3155 and encodes 1015 amino acids. Gene Ontology annotation, cellular component: membrane. Gene Ontology annotation, biological process: sodium ion homeostasis; sodium ion transmembrane transport; cell volume homeostasis. The transcript has 29 exons. The record is from RefSeq and is a predicted model, not a curated record.